AUGGAAUCAAGAUCAAGAGAAACUACUCCUAAAAAAGAGGAUUUAGAUUUUAUAGUUGAUGAUGGAUAUAGACAUGAUGAGGAUCCAGAUUAUAUUCCAAAAGAAAAAUAUGUUGUUACAGGACCAGAGUUUAAGAGAUUAACCAAAAAUGCUAAAAAACUUGGUGCUGAAUCACUUGAUUAUUCAAAUCGUAAAAAUAACAAAUACAUGGCUACACUUCCAGGUGGAAAGAAAGUUCACUUUGGGUCACCUAAAUAUCCAGACUACACUAUUCACAAAGAUAAAGAGAGAAGAGAUAAAUAUCUGUCUCGUGCUAUGAAGAUUAAAAAUAAAAAGGGAGAAUUAACCUAUAAUAAUCCAGAAUCAUCAAACUUUUGGUCAGUUCAUUUACUUUGGCCUAAAAAAUAAAAUUGUUUUAUGAUUUAAAGAUUAAAUAAAUAUUAAUAAAAUGCAGUUGUCAAGCUACGAAAAUAUUACCCAAGAGAAUAUUAUCUUUAAUGAACCCAAAGAGUACAAAGUAAAAGAUAGUAAGAUUAAAUACAAACGUAUUCCAAUUGAAGUUAAAUACCCAAAUGGAAAGAAAGGAUCACUUGUAGUUGAAACUCCAGAUUUUUUCAGUUUUGGGGUUAGUGAAAAAAAAAAUCAAGAAACAGGUAAAUUGGUCGGUUAUAGUAUUCCAGUAUGUCUUUGGGCUCGCGAUAGUGAACCAAAUAAUAAAGAAAAAGCAUUUUUUGAUGUUAUUAAUAUUUUAAAAACUUUAUCUCAACAACAUUUAGAGAAUGAAUAUGGACCAGAUUUAGCAUCAACUUUAUCUUUACCAUUUUACUAUAAACAAAUAGAAUACACAGAUAAGAAAGGAAAAAAGAGAACAAAAAAAGAUGAAUCAUCAGCACCAAUUCUUUAUGCAAAACUUAUUUACUCAGAAAAAACAAAUAAAAUAUUAUCUUUGUUUAAGGGGAAGAGAGGUCGUGAUUUAAAUCCUUUUAAAUAUAUUAACCAGUACUGCCGUGUUAAAUUAGCACUAAUAAUUGAAGGAAUUUUUAUAAGUAAGACUGUUACAUCUUUACAAAUAAAAGUACACGAGUGUUAUGUUAAAGAAUUAGAACCUAGAAAGAGUUUACUUAAAAUUGAUGAAAAAAGUAGUGAUAGUGAUAGUGAUAGUGAUAGUGUUAGUGAACAGAUAACUGAUCAAGUAGUUGAACAAUUAUUUUUAUCGGAUGAAGAAAAAAAAGAAUAA
Porites evermanni is the source of this 1237-nucleotide messenger RNA. The record is from the annotation of a GenBank genome assembly. Lineage: Eukaryota; Metazoa; Cnidaria; Anthozoa; Scleractinia; Poritidae.